CGUGAUAGUCUCAGCCGCACUGUGAAGGGGGCCGUCCCUGUUAGUGGAGAUCAGCCCGCGGAAGGCCCACCUAGUGAUCAUUUGAAGAUAUCUCCCAUUUAGGCGAUAGUUUUGUCUCGACCGCGCGGCUCAACCAUAAGGGGACAAGUCGAAGGCUAUUUGUAAAUAGUAGCUCGGCCAAGAUGGAUGUGUUUAUGAAAGGUUUGUCUAAAGCGAAAGAGGGGAUGGCUGUGGCCGCGGAAAAGACCAAGGAAGGAGUUGCAGUUGCGGCAGAAAAGACCAAGGAGGGAGUCAUGUUUGUAGGUAACAAAGCCAAAGACAGCGUGGGCUCAGUGGCUGAGAAGACCACUGGAGCCAUGGGGAACAUCGCCGCUGCCACUGGCCUGGUGAAGAAGGACGAGUUCCCAUCUGACAUGAACCCUGAGGAGUACGGGCAGGAGGCCAUGGAGGGCCAGGGAGAGGCAAUGCUGGAGCCAGAAGGGGAGACAUAUGACGAGUCCCAGAAUUGACCUGCCUGCCUCUCAAAACGUGCUCUUCUCUUCCCAGGAGAGCCAGGACUACGAGCCGGAAGCAUAAAGGCAUCAGUCCAAGCCGCCAUCCAACCAGCAGCACAAUAAUAUUUCUAAUAAUAACAAGGACAAAUGCUGAAACUAUUACAAUUAUAUCCCCGUUGCAAAAAACAACAAAAAUACAAGCAUUCCCACUGAAAAAUGUUCUUCCUUCGAGACAAAUCUUUUAUUAUUAUAUAUUGUAAAUGUCAUGUUAUUAAUGUAAUGUGUUGGGUGUAGGUAUUUAUUGAGAUGUAGGAUUUGCCCUAUCGGUCUCAUUUCCUUGAUUCCCUCCCAAUGAAAUGAGACCGGAGCCGGGGCUUGUGACUUUGUACUUGUGUGUAUCUGUAUUUAGAAACGUGCAAUAGAUGUUCAUCAUCUUCCAAUGAGACAUUGGGAGUGGAAAAAAUAAAUAUGACCGGUUGCAAGCAGAUAUGACUACAAUAAUAUCCUCUUAAGUGUCGACAAUGCCUGUUUGUGGGUUUUUUCUUUUUCUUUUUGCAUUUCUUCGGAAAUUAAUUUGAAAACGUUUUUUGAAGUAAGAGUUUUUUACAUUGUAUCUUUAUAGUUGCUUGUGAAUCAUUCCAGUAAACUCUCUGUUAGAAACGGACAGUAUACAUGUUUGUGUGUGCGCGUGUUUGUGUGUACUGAAGAUUUUAUCAAGUUAAAGUCAAUAUAUUAUGUCUUGGAAUCAUAAUGGUUGUCAAAUCAAUAUGUGCUUUAAAUUGCAGGGCUUGUCAAUAUAAAGGUUUAUGUGUUAAGCCAGACAUACAAAUCCUCUGUAAAUAAAAAGUAAAAAAACAAA
Mugil cephalus (flathead mullet) is the source of this 1353-nucleotide messenger RNA. RefSeq names its product synuclein, beta (gene sncb). Gene Ontology annotation, cellular component: cytoplasm; axon terminus; neuronal cell body. Lineage: Eukaryota; Metazoa; Chordata; Actinopteri; Mugiliformes; Mugilidae. Gene Ontology annotation, molecular function: cuprous ion binding. Bases 183 to 509 code for a protein of 108 amino acids. Gene Ontology annotation, biological process: synapse organization; synaptic vesicle endocytosis; chemical synaptic transmission. The record is from RefSeq and is a predicted model, not a curated record. The transcript is spliced from 6 exons.